Molecule: messenger RNA, 324 nt
Organism: Oppiella nova
Lineage: Eukaryota; Metazoa; Arthropoda; Arachnida; Sarcoptiformes; Oppiidae
Source: the annotation of a GenBank genome assembly
ACUGAAUGACAAAACACUUGACAUCGCAUUGAAUGCACUGUUUAUACGACUUUUAACUAUCAUUUAAAGCACUAAUCAUUAACACGAAAGCCAUUAAUUGUAUGACAAGUGCAGUGAAUAUAGUGUGUAAUCAUAGCAUACAUUGCAGUCACUGUUCACACAGUGUUUAGUCUAUUUGUAAUCAAAGUGUGUAUUGAGUGCUAAAAUGGACCAUUCCUCUGGUGUCUCAUUAUCUCGUCAGUGAAUACAGCGUUGGCGACAACAACACCACACGUGGAUAUCAUGGGCUCCACACCAGACAUACCGUCGCAGAUGUUGCACAAG